UGUGCACUGUGAUCCAGCAGGAAAUCUGGUCUGGAUUAUCAUGAGUCAUUGGGGGUGCCUCUGUUUGCUGGGGCUGCCUGAGUUUCUGAGCCCCAGCAAGUCAGGCAGCAGGUUGAAGGACACGGGGAGACUGGGAUGGGGAUGGAGGAAACUGGAAUGGAUGGAGUGUCUCAGGCUAAGCAUCCCCACACAUUGAGAUGCCCCUAAAAAUUACUAGUUGCUUCUGAAAACAUUAGCCUGUGCCUCUGUCCACCGAAGCCUGAGUGACGCUCAGAUGGCCCCGUCAUGCCCCCCAGCCCCAGGUCUGCCCCAUAUGCAUGGGUCACACUCCCAGCCACUGCCUUCAGGGGCAAGGCUCUUCAAUCCUGUGACAUGGGAGAGGGGAACCCAAUGCCAGUCUGUCUCCUGCAUUAGCACGAUGGUGGGAACCCAAUGCCAGCUGCUAGAACUAAACAGUACUCUCUUGGAGCCAUGUGCCAACCCAGUGAUGGGGACAGAUCCGCCUGGGAUAGGAGCUAUGGGAAAUCAGAGAGAGGGUGAGUAUGCAGGAGCUGGCUCCUCCAGCAUCAUGUCUGUGCUGACCGACCGAGCCGUGGUGAAGAGGGAGCGUCUCCAGGACGUUGCUGGUGGUGACCGGUACCGAGUCAACAACAAGUAUGACGGGAGGUGCUCGCCGCUGCCUGUCAGCAAGAUCCUCAUGGAGGCCGAGUCUCUGGUGGGCCAGGAGAUGCUGUACAGCGUCACCAGCGAGAACUGCGAGCACUUUGUCACCAAGCUGCGCUACGGCCAGCCCAUGUGUGACCAGGUCAGGGACACCAUGGUGACCGUGGGGGUCGCAGGGCUGGGCCUAGCUACUCUGGGGCUCAUCGGAGUCAUGGUCACAAGGUCCAGGCGUCAGAACCAAUAGCACAGACUCCCCUCUGGGCCCAAGGCCUGGAGCCUCUGCAGCAGGGGCCCUCGGAGCGGGCUCCUCGUGGGGACCAAGCUGGAUGUGUCAGCAUCUUCCUGUCCUUUGUCAUCAAGUUUUCUGGAUUAGACGUCUCAUUUAAAAUAAACU
Messenger RNA from Mauremys reevesii (Reeves's turtle), 1057 nucleotides. RefSeq names its product phospholipase A and acyltransferase 3-like. The coding region runs from base 275 to 907 and encodes 210 amino acids. Gene Ontology annotation, cellular component: cytoplasm. Gene Ontology annotation, molecular function: A2-type glycerophospholipase activity; glycerophospholipid phospholipase A1 activity. Lineage: Eukaryota; Metazoa; Chordata; Testudines; Geoemydidae. The record is from RefSeq and is a predicted model, not a curated record. The transcript has 3 exons. Gene Ontology annotation, biological process: N-acylphosphatidylethanolamine metabolic process.